GGGCUGUUGGCAUACUGCAUGCCGGAUUGAUUCCCUCGCUUGUCCUCAAAUUGAAGACUGAGUCGGAUGAAAUCCAGGACCUCAUCCUUGAUACACUCUCCAACUGUCUGCGUGUGGAAGCUUCUGAAGCUCUAGCAACUGGUGCCAUUGCUGUCCUGAAGGAGAAGCUCACACACUCAUCAGUGGCCAUCAGAAGCAAAGCAGCUUGGGUCCUGUUGGAAAUUGGGACUCAUCCAGAGGGAAUCAUCCCUGUGCUGGUGAGGCUGCUGGAAGACGCAGACCCUGAAGUCCAAGCUAGCGCAACGGGAGCACUGAUGUUUGCCGCUGUGAAACCUCAGGGGAGAUUUGCAGCCCUCGGUGCUGCAGCCAUUCCACCUUUACUGAAGCUGGUUGCUGAGGAAACCAGCAAAGCCCGUCUGAGCGCAAUCAAAACCCUCACCAUGCUGGCUGAGCUACCCGAGGGCCGCAAGACUCUCCUAGAGCAUACAGCUACGUUUCAGCAGUGUCUGAAGGAUCCCUGUGAGGCAGUGAAAAGAGCUGCCAAAAUCGCCAUCAGUGUCAUCACAUGGAAACCUUGCUGA
Messenger RNA from Eurypyga helias (sunbittern), 581 nucleotides. Its product is annotated as rhabdoid tumor deletion region protein 1-like. The record is from RefSeq and is a predicted model, not a curated record. Gene Ontology annotation, molecular function: protein binding. Lineage: Eukaryota; Metazoa; Chordata; Aves; Eurypygiformes; Eurypygidae.